AUGCCUUCGGGACGACCCAACCUCACGGGCUUCGACCCCCAGAAGUUCGCGGCAGCGAGCGGACAGCCUGCGAACGAUCCUUGGGCGAGGAACGAAGCAUGGCGGUACACCGGACCAUUCACACGACGAAACCGACUAAAGGGCCUCUUCCCCGGCUUCGGCAUCGGACUGGCGGCGUUUGGGGUGUACAUGGUGUAUGAGCAGCUAUUUAUGAGCUCAGGGCACAGUCACGGCCAUGCAGAGGGCCACGGCGAGGGGCAUCAUUGA
Saxophila tyrrhenica is the source of this 267-nucleotide messenger RNA. RefSeq lists its product as uncharacterized. Bases 1 to 267 code for a protein of 88 amino acids. The record is from RefSeq and is a predicted model, not a curated record. Gene Ontology annotation, biological process: electron transport chain; mitochondrial respiratory chain complex I assembly. Gene Ontology annotation, cellular component: mitochondrion. Lineage: Eukaryota; Fungi; Ascomycota; Dothideomycetes; Mycosphaerellales; Extremaceae. The transcript is spliced from 2 exons.